Schistosoma mattheei is the source of this 3956-nucleotide messenger RNA. Lineage: Eukaryota; Metazoa; Platyhelminthes; Trematoda; Strigeidida; Schistosomatidae. The record is from the annotation of a GenBank genome assembly.
GCCACUCACACAAGGUGCGGUCAGUUCAAAACUGUCAGAAAAUCGUCUGGCGGCUGCUUGCUAUUUCUGGUUUUUCAUCAUAGUUACUUGUGACCUACUAACUUCUAGGAAACAGUUUAAUUGAUCUCUACAGGGUACUCAACAAGUUUCCGAUUCCUAGUGGGUUUUUUGUGCUACUCCCCACCUUUCCAGAAAUAUGGAUUGCUUCAUAAGGAUCUAAUCACUUUGAUAUAAUUCCGUAGUAGCCAGCAAAUGUCUGGGUUACCGAACCUCACACCAAUAAGAGUGGAGAAGGUCGCACCUCAAAUAACAGAAGUUUCUGAAGCUCAGAACAUAACGGUUGUGUCACGUUUAACUCCCCAUAAAGGAAUUCAGUACACUCGCCCAACUCAUAACUUUAUUACUACCCCUCCUCGAGAUUCAGUUGUUUCGACUGGCUCUGUUGUUGUGAUUCGACCAAUUGGCAAUGCUUCCACUCCAAUAAAUGUAACUACUGCAGCUUCUUCAACAGGUCUAAAAAUCACUCCUAUUGUUCCCUUAAAAAUAUCCUCGAUUCAAUCCACAUCAAAUGUAUCUCGUUCAAAUUCCAUACCAACUCAACUACGAAAUACUGCGGUGUCAUCCUCUGCAAGGGCGAGCAACCUCAUUACUCAUUCUGUUCGUCCUCAAAAUGUUCAGUCAGGAAGUACUGCACUUAAUGAUGUCUCUGAGAAACUCAAAACCAUUGAUGAGAAACAAACGUCUCAACGUAAUGUUAUCAGAGAGAUGCAGGUUAGAGUUCCAAACAAGAAGGACAAAAGAUUUAGUGUAUUGCGUUUCCAUGCAGCUGACAGGCUUGAUUUAUCAUCAGCCCCUGAAGUUUUUAUGCAACGUGAAAAUAAUCUUAAGGCUUAUCGGAGUUUAUACAAUACAACCGAAAUGCCAGACACUGGUGCUGGUAGUGAAUUCGGUCGCGAAGCUAAAGAAGAGGCAAGAUUAAAAAAAUUUGGUGUUGUACGAGAAAGUUAUAAGCCAGAUGAUCAACCUUGGCUAAUGACGGUUGAAAAAGGCAAGGCUAAUCGCCGUCGUUUUAGAGGAGUUCGAGAAGGUAGUGUGUCAGAGAAUGUCGAAUAUUUUGUAUUUUGCCAGUGCAAAGAUGGUAAUUUCGAUGCUUAUCCGGUAAAUGCUUGGUACAAGAUGAAACCGGAAAUAAGUUAUCGUUUUCUUCGAGAAGAUGAAGCUGAAGCAGAAUAUAGCCGCCUACACAAAACCCUCAACUUAUUUAACGUUAUGGUUAAACGGAAACUCACCGAUAACGUUAGUGACGAUGAAACAAACAUGGAUCGAGAAAUUUCGAAGGGAUUAAAGUUCCUAACUUCCCUCGGAGACUCCAAUUCAAAUCAGCGAAAUUCAACAGAAGUAAAAACUAAGGAUCUAAAUCCUGAAAACACUUUAAAGCUUACUGAUUUGGAAGAAUUGGACAGUGGUAGUGAGGCUGAUGAUGACGAUGAUGAAGAUGAUUUGGGUGAUGAUAAUCGCUUGAAAAAUCCGAACGCCGACCCACUCAAAGCAGAAGAAGGCCCAAGUUCUAGUAAAGGGAAAAGUCUCUUGUUUGAAGAUCCUGAUGAUCGUAAUAAAGGUGGAUCUAAAGGUGGUUUACUAAAGACGUCCGAACGCACUCGCCUUGCUAAAAAGAAGCAGCGUGCAGCUGCUAUUGUUACAAAAAUGAGACGUGGUGUUAAAAGGCGUAAACGAAAAGCUAUUAAUAUGGGCUCCUCCGAUGAAGAAGAUGAUCCAGACGAAGAAGCACAAGAUGAGAGUGAAUUAGACGAUCACGAGGGAGAUGAGAUAUUUGCUGAUUUUGUGAAAAAAAGGAAUUGUACUUGUUGGGAAUUAUAAGAUAUCUUAUUUGAUAGCGCGUACAAAUUACAAUGUUUACCUAACCUGACAAUUCCGAUCGUUUCCGCUACCUUGAUAGGAUGGUCAGGCUUGCCUAUCAUGAUAAAUCAACAAUGCCAUACAUACUGGGACAAUUGUUCCUCAAGGUCCAGAGAGGUCUAUUGAAGAGCGAUAUGACUAAAAGUAGCAAACCAAAAGUCCAAGGGCGAAGUCAUACCCUUGUUAUUUGAAAUAUAAUUUCGAUCCUGUUCAACCGUGUUCUAAUUUGGGGACUUGUCGAGUGAAUUGGUGUCCAAGAAUACUAAGCAACAUGAAUAACUGGGUCGUAAAUAAGAGAAAUUAUAACAAUACCAUAAUAUCAUCUACUUUUCCAAUUGAGAGAACAACUAAACAGUAUGUCUGGUCAGUUUAUACAAAAAUGUGUGGCUCGAAGUUGAAUUCAUGAGCCAACAUUUUUUUUUAUUAUUAUUACAAUAAUAUAAUAUCAUGGUAACAAAAGCAAAACAAAUUAAGAAAUCCUACCAGAGGUUGUAAGUAUCAAAUCAACUUGUGUUAAUUUCUUUACAUCACAAGGUAAGUAAGCAAUUUUUAAAGGACGUUGAGAUGUAUUAUUAUCAUUAUCUGAUCUGUAAUGAAAAUAAAAACUUGGUGAAAUUUUCUUUAAUAUACAACAUGAACAUAUAAAAAUGUAGAAUUUACUUGAUGUUAUUCAAAUACAAUUGAAUGAAUUAAAAUUUAAAUAAGUGAAUAGAAAAUAUUCUAUGCAAUAAAUUUAAAUAAUGUCCUACUACAAUGAUGAAUUCAAAUAAAACUGCAACAUUUAUAAUUAGAAUAAAUAUGGACAAUUUUGAAGUGCAUAUGAUAACCACGAUCAGUAGCUGAAGACUUUGGGUGAUAUAGCUCAUAAUAGCAAAGAUGCAUUCACUCUUUAUCUUCUUCUUGACCUUGAAAUCCAGUAUUCCUUCGUUAAUACCUCCCCAAUUUUUUUUCGAACCAUAUUCUUAAUGUUCAUUCUUUAUGAUUAUCCCUGUUACCAUAUUAUUUUGAUCUUUUCUGCUAUUCAUCCUGUCGUUCUAACGAAAUUUAUUCCUACGCCACAUGUGGAUGAUGUCACCUUUUCCUAUAGGUAAUGUAACGUGAGAAAAGAAAACAAAGAGUCCUACUAACUAGGUGAUCUACAAAACUAAUAUUUCUCAACCGCUUAUUAAUUUAUUCUGGUUGGCGUUUUUUUAGCAAGACAUUCCUAAUGUACGGAGAAGAAACGUAGAGAACUACUACUACAACCAUCAUCAAAUACUCAAUAUACGUUGACCGGAUACCAUCAGGAACAGUGUACUGCAGGAGAGGACAAACCAGAUUCCAAUUGAAGAGGAAUCAGGAAAAGACACUGGAAGUGGAUAGAACAUACAUUAUGGAAAUCAUCAAACUGCAUCAUGAGGAAAGCGCUAACCUGUGAUCCCAACGGAAACAGAAAAGAGGAAGGUUAAAGAACACACUGUGUCGGGAAUUGGAAGCAGACAAGAAAACGAUAAAUAGCAACUGGAAAGGAUUGGUCAGGACAGGGUUGGAUGGAGAGUGCCGGUGGGCGGCCUAUCCUCAUCGACGAGGAGUAACAGGCGUAAAUAAGUAAGAUUAUUAAAUAAUUAUGUAUUUUUAUUGAAUAUUUCGUAAGUAAGUAUCCGAUAUUAUUAAAGGGAAAACUAAUUUCGCUAGCAACCCAUAACUUUCGAUGUUAGUUCAUUCAGAGAAAGAGGUUGCCGGUAAUUAUUUUCUAUGAAGUUAUUAGCCGAUGAUGGCAUCGUAUCAUUCUGUAUUAUUUAUCGAUUAUUUAUCACUUUAGCCGAAUUUAUCAAAUAAUCGACCGCGACUUUAUUGGAGUAGUUAAGAGUGUGAUGAAAGGUGAAUAACUUGCGCAAAAAUAUAACAACUAAGGUAGUAAUGUACGAUUAGUUUUAGAAAAAUAUAGUCAUCGAGAAAGAAUCUACACAUAUUUAGCACACAAAGUUUUGAGAAUUAAAUUCGAAUGGCUUUUGUCAUUGUAUUUGAAUGAUACUGAAUAUCGGGAUGUGAUAUUAAGA